AUAGUGGGACCCUACUAAAAGUAAAAUAAGCAACCUUGCAUUGGAGCAAAAUCAACAUAGAUUGCUUAUGAAUUGCUUAAAUCUUAUGUGGCAGCUUGGACCCACCAAAAUAGUGUUUAAGCAACUCAACUAACAACCUUGCAUUGGAGAUGCUCUAAGGAGAUCAAUUCCUUGUAGUAAGAAGCAAAGAUGCAUUUGCCCAGCUGUAGAUUGGAGGCGAGAACUAAAGCCUCUCUCAAAGCAUUUGCCUCAGCUGCGAGAGGAGAAAUAGCAAAGAAGCUAUUGGCAUGGGUCAGGAUUUGGGCUCCACUCUCAUCAUUGACAAUGACUCCUAGUGUUCCCCUGCAGGAAGAGUUGCUAAAAGCAGCAUCCAUAUUUAUCCUUAUGUAUCCAGUAAGGGAGAGAUUUUCGUUUGCUCUUGACUGCGGGUCUCUAUGGCUUCCACCAUUCAUGGCACUGUUCAGAUCCGGUGCACGUCCUGAGGUGGAAGAAACCAUGGUGCUUGACUCCUCGAUGUGUGAGUUAAUCUUCAUGGCCACAACUCCUGGAGCAGGUUGUCUUCUCUGGAAGUAACAAUCAUUUCUCUCUUUCCAUGAUCCCCAGAGAGUGUGAACUAGUAUCAUCAUUCCAAGCUGGAAAAAAUCUUUAUUUGUCUCUAGGAUCUUGAUCUCUCCCAGCAGCCAACCUUUGAAAGAGGAGGAAGCACCUAGAGCAGAAGGAUUUAGCUGGAUUUGGGACGCAAACCAAACUGGUCUGGUCCAUUCACAAUCGAGUAGCGCAUGAGUAAUAGAUUCUUCAUCCUGACCACAGAAGUUGCAAGUUGGGUCGGGGGAAAUCCUUCUUCUGUACAGGGCAGCCUUCACAGGUAGAGCAUCUGAGCAGGCCUUUCAUAAGAACAUCUUUAUCUUUUGUGGGACUUGUACAUUCCAAAUAUAAAUCCAGAUCGAGGAAUCAUCCGGAGCAGAAGGUUGGGAGGGAGGAGUAUCAGGGUGAGCUAUUUCCUGAGCAAUUUGGUACCCUGACUUCACUAAGUAUUGACCAUCCUUAGAGUGAGGCCAGCCAAAGACGUCCUCUCCAUAAGUGUCUUGUUAAUUAAUAGAGGGGAGGUCAGUGCAAUAAUGAUCAACCUCAGGAGGAGCUCUGGCGGUUUUGGGUUAGGCUGGUUAAAAAAAUAUAAUGGGCCUUAGAGGCUGACACUGAGUUAAAAAAAAACUGGUGCAUGUUAAAAAAAGCCAGUUGACAAAAAAAUCCAUUUCCGUUUCUAUCUCAGAUUCUUUGAUGCAAAUAAAAAAAAAAUCUCAGUCAAACGAAAAACCUAGCCUUCGUAAUUCGGAACCACCAAGCCGCACGGUGUCUGUGAUUAAAACCACCACCACCGGCACCGGAGAGUACUGACAUCGCCGUCGCCGCCUCCGCCCUAAACUCUGUAAGCCUCUUCUCGUUAGUUUCCGUUACGUGUUUUCACCAUUAUUGAACAGUUGAUAGAAAUGCUCGCAGCUCGAAAACUCUCCCCUUCGAAGCUUAAGCCACUCUUUUACUUAUCACUCCUUUCUGAGUGCAAAAACGAUGCCAAGUCAAGCAUCUUCUCGAUCUUACCAUGCUCGAAAAUCCAUUUCCAAAGCUUCCCAGAGUUUAGGUCUUUUUCUUCACAGCCUGCAGAAUCAGCUCUGAAGCAAAAGUUGAUCCUAUCUCGUGAGGGUAAUUAUGAUGAAGGAACAUCGCAAUCUCUUCAUGUUUGUCCUGGUUGUGGGGUUUAUAUGCAGGAUUGUAAUGCAAAACACCCUGGUUAUUUUGUUAAACCCUCUGAGAAAGACAUGAAUUAUAGAUUGCACAACCAUCUUGAAGCGGUUGCGCACGAGCCUGAGUUCUCGAAUUCGGUUAAAAAGGGACUUGUUAUCGAACCGGAAAAGCUUAAUGAUGAUGAUUUGAAAGUGAUAAAGAAGCCGGAGAAGCCGGUGGUGUGCGCACGAUGCCAUUCGUUGCGGCAUUAUGGGAAGGUGAAGGAUCCGACCGUGGAAAACUUGCUUCCGGAUUUUGAUUUCGAUCAUACUGUUGGGAGGAAGUUGGCGUCCGCGACGGGGGCUCGUUCGGUGGUGCUUAUGGUUGUGGAUGCGGCGGAUUUUGAUGGGUCGUUUCCGAGGAAGGUUGCAAAAUUGGUUUCGCAGACGAUUGAGGAUAAUUCUGCUGCGUGGAAGAAGGGUAAGUCUGGGAAUGUACCUAGAGUGGUACUUGUUGUGACGAAGAUUGACUUGUUACCUAGCUCAUUGUCACCAACAAGACUUGAGCACUGGAUUAGGCAGAGAGCAAGAGAGGGUGGGAUUAAUAAGAUUACUAGCUUGCACAUGGUGAGUUCUUUGAGAGAUUGGGGACUGAUGAAUCUUAUAGAUGAUAUAAUUAAAUUGGCUGGACCUAGAGGUAACGUGUGGGCUGUUGGGGCGCAGAACGCUGGAAAGAGUACACUGAUAAAUUCUAUAGGGAACUAUGUUGAAGGGAAGGUUACACAUCUUACAGAAGCACCUGUUCCAGGGACUACACUGGGCAUUGUUAGGGUGGAAGGUGUUCUUCCAAGUCAGGCAAAGUUAUUUGAUACACCCGGCCUUCUUAAUCCUCACCAAAUUACAACAAGGUUGACGAGGGAAGAGCAAAAGCUUGUUCACGUGAGCAAGGAGUUGAAACCUAGGACAUACAGAAUUAAGGCUGGUCAUUCGAUUCACAUAGCCGGUCUAAUGAGACUGGAUAUCGAAGAAACGUCUCUGGAUACUAUUUAUGUCACAGUGUGGGCAUCUCCUUAUCUUCCCCUGCACAUGGGUAAAGUAGAAAAUGCAGAUAAAAUGUUUCAAGACCAUUUUGGACGCCAGUUACAGCCACCAAUCGGGAAAGAACGAGUUCAAGAACUGGGGAAUUGGGCGAGAAGGGAAUUUCGUGUUAGUGGGAACAGUUGGGACUCGAGUUCUGUAGACAUAGCUGCUGCAGGGCUUGGUUGGUUUGCCAUUGGACUUAAAGGAGAUGCAGUGUUAGGUGUUUGGACUUAUGAAGGAGUUGAUGUUGUUCUUCGCAAUUCUUUAAUACCCUACAGAUCACAUACUUUUGAAGAUACAGGAUUUACAGUAUCCAAGAUAGUGUCGCACUCUGACCGAGCUAUGAACAAGUCACAUCAACGAAACGAGAAAAAGGCAAAGGCAAUUGAGUCGGAAGUAGUUGUGAACACCUAAUUUUGUUAAAUAACAAUAAGUGUACGAGUGUUAGUUGAUGUUUUUGUCCAGUUUUGUUUAAUGUACGGUUUGUAUGAGCAUCCUUCUUACCUUUGACGCUCGUUUUUCCAGAAGCUCCAAUAUAUUGAUUCCAGAAAACACGCCUGGAAACGCGUAUAUAAAUGAACUCUUAGUCAUCUCCACUGACUUUUGAGUUUUGAUGGAGGCUUCGUGAUAGAUUGAUGGUGGUGUUUGAAAGAAAGCAAAUUGAAUUGAAUUGCCAUUUAGUUUUUUCUCAA
Lotus japonicus is the source of this 3490-nucleotide messenger RNA. Its product is annotated as GTP-binding protein BRASSINAZOLE INSENSITIVE PALE GREEN 2, chloroplastic. Lineage: Eukaryota; Viridiplantae; Streptophyta; Magnoliopsida; Fabales; Fabaceae. Gene Ontology annotation, cellular component: mitochondrion. The transcript has 3 exons. The record is from RefSeq and is a predicted model, not a curated record. Bases 1488 to 3212 code for a protein of 574 amino acids. Gene Ontology annotation, molecular function: GTP binding.